AUGGACAAGCCGGCUUUCGUACUGCUCGAUCUACGAUUGGACGGGUGUUCAUUUUUAGGAAGCUACGCAGUUAGCCUUGCCGCAGUUCGAACACUGGCUGGAUUUACUUCAUCGUUCGAAGUGGAAAUUGGAGUAAGACAAAGAGCUCUCGCGGGACCUUUCUUGAUCAACUUUGCCAACGAUGAUAUCAUGGAAAGAGCAGUCGAGCAAUGUCUUGCCGAUGUCGUUGCAGCAUCAUCUGCACGUCCCUUGGUCGAUAUCAAGUACACCGGCAGUGGAGUGAUAUUCGUUCAAGCAGCGCGAAGUUGCAACAUGUCGUCGACCCUCUAUAGAAAUUAG
This is a messenger RNA of Necator americanus (New World hookworm), 339 nucleotides long. RefSeq lists its product as uncharacterized. Lineage: Eukaryota; Metazoa; Nematoda; Chromadorea; Rhabditida; Ancylostomatidae. The transcript has 2 exons. Bases 1 to 339 code for a protein of 112 amino acids. The record is from RefSeq and is a predicted model, not a curated record.